Molecule: messenger RNA, 1347 nt
Organism: Acanthamoeba castellanii str. Neff
Lineage: Eukaryota; Discosea; Longamoebia; Acanthamoebidae
Exons: 7
Coding region: 1-1347 (448 amino acids)
Source: RefSeq, a predicted model, not a curated record
AUGGCGGUGAGCGUGGGCAACCUGUUCCGGCUGGGGUCCGGCGUGGGGGCGUCGGUCAAAAGGAGCGCUGCUCGCCGUGAUCAACGUGCGCCGCCGACGCACUUUGACAUUCUCGAGGGCAAAGAGGUGGUGGUCAACCUGAUGACCUUCAACAGCUACGGCUCCUACUUGCGACUGGCCGACGCCGCGGGCGUGAUGUCGUCGUUCGAGAUCAAGCGCGAUCGCGUGCAUGCAAGCUCGCAGUCCUGGUCAUUCUACCGAAAAGCUGGAAAAGCGGCCGAGGCGAGCGGCCAGUCGACGGUGGAGCACAUCUCGGUGGCGCGCAAUCUGGUGGCGUUGGGCGACGGCGUGUACAUGUCGACGACGCGCUACGUGUGGAAGCUGCCUGAGGCAGUGGUGCCCUUCAACGUGCUCACCUACUCGGAUGGCGCGCCCACCCGACGGCCGCGACGCCGAGCCAGGCUGCCCGGCUCGGUGUCAAUGUGGGGGGAGCGCACCUACAGCAAGCCCGACCCGACGUUCAACCUGCCCUGGUGGUGGACCACGUCCAAGCGCGACCGCACGACGCUGACCAAGGAGAUGGUGGCCACGCCGGCCGACCCGGACCUAAGCCCCGACAACUGCCUCGGCGAGGCCUGCCUGCUCGACGACAACACGCUCAUCGGCACGGAGGAGGUGGCGCUGGUGCCAGCGCAGGGCAAGCGCGAGGUGUGGUUCCUGUUCCGCUACGACGGCGUGCAGAACACCAAUGCGACGAGUGAGACCGACGAGGGCGGCGACAUGCACACGGGCAACAACCACGCCUACGCGCUGCUGUUCAACAACAUUGUCGCCCACGGCUACACGCUCCAGACCCUGCGGCUCGACCCCACUAUCGAGCUGGAGGCCGUCACGGAGAGCGGCAGGGGCUACACCACGGGCUACAACGUGACGGCGAGUCGUCGUUGCACCGGCUGCGACGGCGUGGCGCUGUCGGGCAAGGUGGUGGACGCCUGCGGCGUGUGCGACGACGACGGAUCGACGCGCUGCGUGCCCAAGCCGGCGCAAGCCGAGCGGCACUUUGUGCGGCUGGACAAGCACAGCAUCAACGGCGGCGGCGAGGAGUCGUCAUCGUCGUGGUGGUGGUCGAGUCUGGUGACGCGGGUGGGCGUGGGCGACCUGGUGACGUGGGAGGACCUGCUGGACUGGAAGGUGGAGAUCGUGGGCGGGUCUUACGACUACCAGGGCGCGCCGGCCAUCGAUCUGUCGCGGUUGAAGGGCGGCCAGUCGGGCCAGCACGACACGCUCACCGACCUGCCCAGCGACCACGACAUCGACGCCAACGACGCUGCUGCGCCGUCGAACUGA